This is a messenger RNA of Athalia rosae (coleseed sawfly), 3514 nucleotides long. Its product is annotated as RYamide receptor-like. Gene Ontology annotation, molecular function: G protein-coupled receptor activity. Gene Ontology annotation, cellular component: membrane. Bases 883 to 2028 code for a protein of 381 amino acids. Gene Ontology annotation, biological process: G protein-coupled receptor signaling pathway. The transcript has 4 exons. Lineage: Eukaryota; Metazoa; Arthropoda; Insecta; Hymenoptera; Athaliidae. The record is from RefSeq and is a predicted model, not a curated record.
UAUGGUGACGAAUUUUCCACGUAGAUUCGUAGCGCCCAGCAAGGGGCGUUCGGGGUGGGAGCCCCGCUCCAGAAGUGGCUCCCUCUGAACGUCCGUCGGCACGCGACGGGCGCUUCUAGGGGUUUUCUGGAUCAGUCAGCCGGUGUCAUUCACCGGGACGCGGCGUCUGCUUGGACAAAUUGUUCUCGGGGAUGAAAUUCGGUAGUCGAUCGAGACGCGAGAAAAAAACAUCCGGACGAACGACCGCGGGGCCGGUCGAGCCCAGUUUCUGCAAAAACUGAGAGUGAAAUUCCAUAAGAUCCAAAAAAGCGGAGGAACUAGUCUCGCCCGUUUCGAAAGGAGAGAGAAGACCGAGGCCCUACGCGAUUUCUUGGCGGACCGCUCGACGGCGAUUCAAAAAUAAAUUCGAGAAACGCACCGGUUCGCGUACACCUAGUACUACCUCGUGCACGGGAACAGGUUGGAACGACGCGCGCUUCGAAACUUCGAAGAAUCGUUCGGUCGCUCCGGUUUGUUUGUUUUUUUUUGUCCUUCCUUCUUUUAAACGUCGGCGGAACGGGAGCGGAAAAAAAAACGCGAGUGGUGGGAUGAGCCCAGGUGCGGACAGUUGGGAAAACAUGUCGUCCGGAGGUUCGGAAAAAUUGCGACAACGUUGACGGAGCUCGACGACGAAAUAAAAGCGCUCGAACGACAUGACGUUGUUAUUCGAUAUCGGGACGAGGCGAUUACGGUGUCGAUAAAAUAAAGGAAGUCAUCGUCACCCUCGGAGAAACCGGCUCGCGACGAGCCCCAAACACCUAGGGAAAUAUCGUCAACCCGCUCUUGGGGAGAUUGGAAAUAUACCUGUGGAAGUCGGCGACGUUUUCGACGAGCGGAUCAAGGAUGAACGUGACGACCAUCAGUUCCCUGGGGUUCAGCACAGUCGCGGGUGUCGUGGCGUUGGGCACCGGGGUGAUCGUGGAAAAUACGAGGGGAGAACCGGAAGUUAUGGUGGACAACGACCUCGACGUCUCCCCGGUAACGCUGUCUUCGGAUUGGUCGAAGGUCGCGCGUCUUCUGCUGCUAGCUUCCCUUGCCGUCAUUGGGAGCGUUGGAAACGUCUUCAUGAUCUCCGCCAUCAUGGUCGAGGACCAUCUGAAAAAGAGGGGAAACGCGUUUCUGGUGAACGUUGCGUUAGCCGAUCUAUGCGUAACCGGUAUGGUGAUCCCGGCGUCCGCCAUCGUUAUUCUGGCCGACCAGCAAGAAUCACCGAGCAUCUGUCGCUUCGAAUGGAGCGUAGAGGCCGUCUGUUUCCUCGUCACCGUCUUCACGCUGGUAAUCAUCGCCGGCGAAAACUACGCCCGACUCUGCAUGCCCGCCGAAAGGUACGCUGCUCUGACUCCGGGUCGGGUGACGGGGAUAAUACUGGCCGCCUGGCUGAUAGCGGCCAUGACGGUGGCGCUCCAGUCCUCGCUGGAUCCUGGCACGGAUUUUUGCGGUCGUCGAUUCAACGGCGUAGCUCUGUCCGAGGCGCUUGGGGCGAGCGUGGUGGUCGGGGUCCCCGUCCUGGUCACCAUCUUCACCUACCUCUGCCUGGUCCUGCGCGUCCGCCGGGCCACCCGUGGGACCUUCAAGCCGCCCGUGGCGUUCUCCUGGGACUACUCGCUGACGAAGACCAACAUAUACAGCUUCGCGAUGUUCGCCAUAUUCUGGCUACCGUUCGGCGUCACCCUGUGCAUAAGCCGGGUGAAGCCGGUGAGCGCCAGUGUUUUUUACAACCUGGCGUGGUUCGCGCUCUCCAAGUCAUGUUUCAACAAUUUGCUCUACUGCGUGACCGACAGACACUUCAGGAACGCUUACGUGAAGCUGUUUCACUACUGCUGCUGCAAAACUACCGUGAGUUUUUCCAGGCGGCAGAGGGGCGACGGUACCGGGAGGUCCUCCGGCGACGUAAGACUGAGAGUUCACAUCAUACAUUCCUACGCUAGCCCGGCCUCCUGCAGACCCGCCGUGGCCAGGCCGAACGGACGUGACGUUUACGAGCUUUAGAAAAUCAAAAUUUUAAACACUACUUCGUUUAGCUUCGCGAAGGUUAUCGUCUCCGAUGGUCUCCGAGGAGAAGGAGGGGGCUGCGUCGCCGAACAUAACCUAAAACGCGGGCGGUCCGUAUCGAUCCCUUUUUCGGUUCAUCGUACUUCUUUUUUUUUUUUUUUCUUUUCACGGGGAAUCCGUGGAGAAGGUGAAUGAAAAAGAGAGCAAGUCGGAAGCUCGGAUUAUUUCCGACCUCAUUUAUCGUACGGAAUUUCAGCCCCGUUUUUAUUUAAACUUUUUUUUUCAUACUCCAUUCCGUUUUACUACGCCGUAGAGGUGCCCCUCUGUCGGCCUAAUACCGAGGGACUUUUAUCUCGUGUUUUAAAUAUUAAUGAAACAGCGAAAUCCGCCGAUUAUAUCGUCACACCGGUCAUCCGAUAUUUUUAUUGAUUCUCGCUUUUUCUCUGUACAUAGAUUUAUUCAGAUUCCAUUGAAGUUUGGCGGUCCGUAUCGGCGCGUCUAAUGAUAUCGUAUAUAAAAUUUUACUCCAAGACUGAUUGUGUUUUAUUAUUUAUUUUAUUUUACUUUAUUUUUUAUCUCUUUCUUUUCAUUCGCACGUUCUAUUUAUACGAUAUACGUACACCUGUAUGUGUAUAAUACGUAUAACGUUGAUGUGCUUUUGCUCCGUCCAUUAUGUAUUUUUAUUACGUAGUCAAACGCUUCGUGUAAACAUAUGAAAAAAAAAAAAGCAAAAACAAAAACAAAAACGGAAAGAAAACAUCGUUACAUUAUUUUGAUCGAUUUGGAAUGUCUCGUGCGGGUUAUAAGCCAGAUUGAACGAACGAAAAAAAAAAACAACAACAAUCAGACGUACAAUAUAUUUCGACAAGCAAUAGUUUUUCUUUUUUUCACUUCGGAAUUGUCGCUACAUUUUCGUUUUUAUUUUUGGUUAUGUUUUGUCGGGUGUAAUCGACGAACGAAUCAUCAUAUCUUUGACAUCUCCUGUCUACGUGUUGAAAAAUUCAGGAGUCGGUAGGAUAAAGGUGUAACGAAUGAAUAUUUGAGUUGGACAAAUAAAAUAUAUAACGGUCGGUAAAUAUUUGCUACAUGUAUAAAUAAGACGUGAUGGACGGCAUUUGUGACACGUGGUAACGCACUUGAGAUUAACAUUCGAGUUUCCAUGUACAUGUAUAUUAUCCAUAUAUUUUACCUAACCUAACCAAGUAAAAUUAUACCAAAGACUGCUCUUUUAAACGUGAAAUAAUAUACGCACUGAAACAAUUAUUCUCUUCUGAGGAGCGCGUCGCCAUGAAAAGAUUAGAAUUUGCGUAUCAUAUGUAUACUUACGGAUAUAUACGUCUAUAUUAUACUACUUGUACAUGACAUUGCGAUAGUUAUUAACUAUAAACUAAAAAAACACUCCGCAUUCUUAAAUAAUAAUCAAUGUUGUAUAUCCUUCUUACACUGAUCACCGUCAGUUUCUAAAAAAAAAUGGAAGAAAAAC